Carassius gibelio (silver crucian carp) is the source of this 2618-nucleotide messenger RNA. It is a transcript of the gene cp110, whose product is annotated as centriolar coiled-coil protein of 110 kDa. NCBI's taxonomy places the organism in Eukaryota, Metazoa, Chordata, Actinopteri, Cypriniformes, Cyprinidae. Bases 255 to 2438 code for a protein of 727 amino acids. Gene Ontology annotation, biological process: centrosome duplication; regulation of cytokinesis; centriole replication. Gene Ontology annotation, cellular component: centriole. The record is from RefSeq and is a predicted model, not a curated record. The transcript has 11 exons.
UUAUACGUUGAAAUGUUGUUUAGAUUUAAACGUCCGGAUUAAAAAAGACAAGUCCGGAUCCGACUGAAGAGAAACUCCAGUCCGGUUUUAACGGUCGUUAUUGUGAGCGGAAGCGCUCGAGCGUAAACAGACUGACACAACAUCCACAAACACAGUUCUCAGGAGAUCCUAACAAAGGAAACCGAGUCCGUUAGUCGAGUUCAUGUCGUGAUUCCUGUCAGUUUCCGCGUGUUCCGUGAGCGGAAUCUCCUCGGAUGUGUUUCAGAGUCAUGGAGAAUUACGAAGAUUUCAUCCGGAGCCGUUAUAAUACUCUCAAUGAUGAAGAUGAUGAUGAAGAUGAACCCCUCACACCUUCAUCAUUGAUCGUGUUUCGUGGAGCUCGUGUUCUUCCUCCUCUGCUUAAUGAGCAGGAGCGGGCCGAGAUGAGACGACUGAGAGAAGCAGCCAUGAGUCUGAUGAAGAGGAGGAGAGAGGAAGAGUCUCACAUCAGCUCCACAGACCCGAGUGAUGACAUCACAGACUGUGACAUCAUCACCUCAUCCGCUCCGCUGACGUCAACGGCUCAUGACGACCGAUCGUCCAAUCAGCCGCGAGCGUCUCCGGAGGACGAUUCGCCGGAGAACACCCAGAUCACGGUUCUGUUCGAGAACCACGAGACGCACGGGCCUCGGGACACCACGAGGAAUACGACGACGAUGAUGUCAUCAGGCUACGUGACCAAUGACGACACGGACGUCGCCGGGCGCUCCGGCCGGACGGAAGCGUCAGGAAGUGACAUCAUCAGUCACGCGCCAGUAGACGGAGCGACUUUAGAGGAGGAGAUCGUAGCACCGCUCCCGAACCCAGCGGGAGAUCCGUCAUCUGACCCGGAUGAAGGUCCGUAUCGAACGAGCCUUCAGAACCUACUGAAGAAGUCCCAGGAGUACCGGCGACGCCAGCGUCUGCUGCGCAGUCAAUCCAGAGCCGCGGAGGAGCACAACCUGUCCGAUAAAGAGAACCAGGAGAUCCUGAUGUGUCGGACGGAGGGAGACGCCAGCACGGACCAACGCCACGCUCUUCCUGCAGAGCUUCCUGUUACAGACUCCACACAGAAGUCCAGACCGUCCUCGGCUGCCAGAUUCACCAACAUCCCCACGCCCAAGUUCUGCUUAAGUCCUGUGCGCUGCAAAAGACGGAGCCGGAUUCCUGGUCUGGUUCGGAGAGCUUUGGGCAGACCGGCUCCGACUGACCUGAUUGGUUCGUCUGAUGGGGGCGGCAACGAUACGAUGAUGUCAUCGCAGACGGAGCAGAUCACUCAGCUAGAGCUGAACCUGUCCAGCCUUAAAGCGCUGAUCUCAGACCUGGAGUCGACGCUCACGCUCUCACAGACGGAGAGCCCCACCGACGACGGCCAGAAACGACCCCCCACCGUCACUUUCAGCGAAACAGUCACCGCUAAGGAUUGUGGGGUGGGUCAAGAGAACCCGACGUCCAUCCGUUCGCUCGUGGGCGUCCUCGCAGACACCAGCAAUUGUUCUGUGGAUGAAGCAGGAAGCUCUGUGAUUGGCUCGUCUUACGACGUGGACGUCCCGUCCGGCUUGUGGAAGCAGCUGACCCCUGAGACUGGAGGUCAUGAGGGCGUGUCUCGGGUCAAGCGAAGGCUCCUGAUGAACGAGGACGCGGCGUUCAGUCCUGGACGGGAGACAGGAAGCGCGCUCUGCAGUACACCCAGAGGGCUGCAGGCGUCUGCGCAGAUGCAGGAGGAUCAGGUGACGGCUCUGAUGGAGGAAGAGUGCAGACAGCAGCAGGAUCUACUGCAGUCUUUAGCGCUGCGGUACCAGUUCCUGCGGAGCGUGUCCUUCCCGUGUCCCAGCGCAGGCUCACGUCUGGAGGACACGCCGUCCUCCCUCACCGCCUCUUCUGUCUGCACACACGCUGAGCUUACAGACGCCUCACGGCAGUCCUGUGUCCCGGUGUCCUGUCGCCCUCUGCUGGCCGCGGUGCUGAGGGGCUUCCUGACCCGUCGCCUCCUGCGCACUGACCGCGUGUCACACCUCAUCACCACCAUCACGGACACACGGAUGUUCCUGCAGUCGUUGACGGAGGUGAGCUGCAGCAAACACGACGUCCUGCUGCAGGAGCGUGUCUCACUACAGCUGCGAGCGGCGCGGGACGAGCUGCACCAGAUCUUCUUCAGCAUGAGCUCCUCUGAUCAGAUGAAGAUGAUCCGCUGCGACCGACAGCUGAGCAGAGAACGCCAGCUCAGAACACACGAUCAUAAAGUGAAGGGAUCUCUCUCUGCUGCCACCAGAAAAGCUUUAGAACGCAAGAAACUCAAGUUACAGAGGAAGACGGCUGACAGGAAGAAGUUUUCUCCGUCCAGUGAGGACACAUGGAAGCUGGUGCCAAAGAUCUGUCGGGUCUCAAAGAAGAUCACGCCGUUACGCGGAGAGCGAUGAAGGCCAAGCCCUCUUCAGUUUUAUACUCGUUUUUAUAUAGUUGUCUUUAAACACUAUACCAGUUAUUGAAUGUAGUUUUAUUUAUAUUUUUUUCUAGAAUUCUCUGUAUGUCUUGUAGCUUCAGAACUGCUUUUCUGGCUGGAUUUAUCUUUGGACACUUUAAUAAAUUGUUAUACUUGU